UCUUUAGUGUACGCAUGACUGCUCUACGGUUCUCUGGUUUAUAUGAACAAUUUCUACUUUCUAGUCAAUAGGAACUAGGGUACUAGUGUAGUCCUAUGGGAAAACACUACGUGCUAAAGGUGCACAUUCAAGAUUUUGGAUACUGGCGUACCUUAUCGCCAACCGAGUGACAUAACGACGGAAAUUUGUGGAUGGAAAACAUAGGUUACCUAUUCAAUUCGCUAUGUUCGUUAUCAGUUACUUUGCGUGCACGUCUAUAUAAUUGCACUUGUUUGAGUCCAUAUUCAUUGCAUAUAUACGUCAACAAUUGUUUUCAGCAUGCCCCAUGCAACCAGGAAGUGGGAAAUAUAUCCAGGAAGAAACCGUUUUUGUUGUGAAGGAAGGAUAAUGAUGGCUAAACAAGUUGGAAUAUUCUACGUUACAGUUGGACUAAUUGUUGCAACGAGCUGCACCUUCUUCAUAUUUGACUGUCCGUUUUUAGCUGUUAAAAUUACCCCAGCCAUUCCUGCUGUCGGGGGUCUCCUGUUUACCUUUGUCCUUGCAACUCUUUUUCGAACGUCGUUUUCCGACCCAGGGGUCAUUCCUCGAGCCACUCCGGAUGAAGCGGCGGAUAUUGAAAAACAAAUAGAAGUUCCGAACAGUCCGAACAGUCCAACGUAUCGCCCACCACCUCGGACAAAGGAAGUCGUCGUUUGUGGUCAAGUUGUAAAAUUAAAAUUCUGCUUUACCUGUAAAAUAUUUCGCCCUCCAAGAGCAUCUCAUUGUAGUAUCUGCGAUAAUUGCGUUGAUGGCUUUGAUCAUCACUGCCCUUGGAUCGGCAACUGUGUGGGCCGUAGAAACUAUCGAUAUUUUUAUUCCUUCAUCGUCUCCCUAGCGUUCAUGUGCGUCUUCAUUUUUGCAUGCGCCGUCACGCACCUCGUCCUGUUAACUAGAGAUGACAAACCAUUUCUAGAUGCCAUUAAGGAAUCCCCUGCCAGUGUUCUUGUUGCGAUAGUAUGUUUCUUUAGCGUCUGGAGUGUAUUGGGAUUGGCUGGCUUCCACACAUACUUAACGACUUCCAAUCAAACUACCAAUGAAGACAUUAAAGGAUCAUUCACCGGCAAACGUGGCCAAGAAAAAGUUAAUCCAUACAGCAAAGGGGGCGUGUGUGCAAAUUGCUUAUUUAUAUUGUGCGGCCCAAUGCCUCCAAGUUUUAUAGAUAGACGUGGUUUUGUGACACCAGAGCAUUCAAUAGCACCACCAAUCGAUUCCGUUCCAACAACAUCUCCGACCUCUGCUGUACCUAUUCAAGGAAGCAGCGAAGUUCGGCUCCUGAGUAAUGGGAAAGGACAUGUCACGGUCAGUGUCUCCAAUACCGGAUCGAGAAAACAAGCUAUUGGCUCUAUUCAGGAACCUAAACGACCGGAAGUCGAGUCAGGCGUGUCUCUUCAACCAUUAUCUACCCUGUCGGCUAGCAGUCUGCAGUUGCUCCAUGAAAGAACAAUGAUAAACACCGACUUGGACCUCGAUUCUCUGGAUGAAUCGGCUUCUUCAAAUCCCUGUCAUGUUCAUUUGGAAUCGGCCAGCGUUACGAGCAGUCAAACGGGUCUGCUUCAUCCGCUGGUUCCUCGUUAUAAUGGUUUAUAGCUAACAACCAGUCAAUCGUCUAUCAUUUAUAUGAACAGUUCGUACCCAUCUUAUUUUUCAUUUGUGGUCACAAGCAUGACUCUUCGUCAUUCCCUAAAUCUGUGUAUCGUUUACUCGCUAUUCAUGUAAACUCCGUUGCUUUUGCGAUCAUGAGUAAAUUGUUAAUCAAA
Molecule: messenger RNA, 1796 nt
Organism: Daphnia magna
Lineage: Eukaryota; Metazoa; Arthropoda; Branchiopoda; Diplostraca; Daphniidae
Product: palmitoyltransferase ZDHHC14
Exons: 10
Coding region: 319-1626 (435 amino acids)
Biological process (GO): peptidyl-L-cysteine S-palmitoylation; protein targeting to membrane
Cellular component (GO): endoplasmic reticulum; Golgi apparatus
Molecular function (GO): protein-cysteine S-palmitoyltransferase activity
Source: RefSeq, a predicted model, not a curated record